AAAGAGGAGGGAGAGAGAAAGAAGAACCAGGUCACACGCACAUUUACAAGCAACACUAGAGACUCAGAGGAAAGGAUCAGGAGAGGGGGGGAAAAAACAGAUAUUCUCACUCAGACACACGUGAGGGUUUGAUUGUUUAAUGUGGGGUUGAUGCCUGCUCCUGGCACGCGCUUGACCUCCUGCCACCUGAAGGAAAAGUUCACAUCAAGCAGAGAGGAGGAAGGGCUGUCUUUUGCCGUACUUUAAGACGACAGCUUCACUUCUGGGCAACUGUGAGGGUGUGAGUGAUUCUGCUGCAAUGGAGGGCCUAGACCCAGUGACUCCUACAGCUGCCUAUGCCUCCUGUUGAAUGUGGAAAGCCUAGGAUGGAAGACCCACCAAGUGCUCCUCUGAAGCACUGGAACAAGACUCUCAACUAUCUCGCCUCCUCCUUUGCACACACCAGCUGCUUCACCACCAUCACCAAUCAGACAGGGACCACCGCCACCGGGUAGUAAGAUUCCAGGAUGUUUGUGAAUUUCCGCCGGAUACGAAAAUGCCAGUGUGUGCAGCUGAUGACCACCUGCCUGGUGCUGUCGGUGGUGAUGGUUUGUUGGGAGCAGCUGGACAACAGCGUUGUCAGCCACGUCAAAUCCUACUCCUAUCGCUACCUGGUCAACAGCUUCACUUUCAUCAACAAGAGCCUCACCAUCCCACGUGAACAGGCCAGGAGCUUCAGCAACUUCCGCUACCAGCUGGACCACCCAGAGAAAUGCGCUGGCAAGGACAUCUUCCUCCUCCUCUUUGUCAAAACAUCCCCACAGAACACUGAGAGGCGAAACGCCAUCAGAUCCACCUGGGGUAACGAAACCUACAUCCAAAACACCCUGGGAGUGACAGUCAAGGUGGUGUUCGCCUUAGGAGCGCCUCAGAUCAAGGAGGAUGAGCCUUCAUGGAGCAAGAGGAGUGGACUUGGUUUUCAGGAGCAGCUAAUCCACGAGGACCAUCUCCAUGGUGAUUUGAUCCAACAAGACUUUUUAGACUCCUUUCACAACCUGACCCUGAAGCUGAUCCUGCAGUUCCACUGGACGCACAGCCACUGUGCUCAUGCCCGCUUCUUCAUGACCGCUGACGAUGACAUUUUUGUCCACAUGCCCAACCUGGUGCGCUACCUGCAGGAGAUGAGCAACAGAGGUGUCAUGGACUUCUGGAUUGGUCGAGUGAACAGAGGGGCGCCGCCAGUUCGCAGCAAAGACAGCAAGUACUAUGUGCCCUUUGAGAUGUACCAGUGGUUGUUGUACCCUGACUACACCGCUGGGGCUGGGUAUGUCAUCUCCAGGGAUGUGGCGGACAAAAUCUACCAAGCCACCCUGACCUUAAACGCCUCUAUUUACAUAGACGAUGUGUUCAUGGGCAUCUGCGCCAACGCCAUUGGUGUGUCACCGCAGGAGCACAUCUAUUUCUCAGGGGAGGGCAAAACGCCCUACCACUUGUGCAUCUAUGACCAGAUGAUGACCUCACAUGGUCACGUGGAAGAUAUCUAUGACCUAUGGAAGGCAGCAACCCACCCGCAAGUGAAACAGAAAACCUCUGGACUGAUGGGGAGGCUGUACUGCACAGCCGUGAAAAUGUCUCUCCUUUGUAACCCUUUCUACAGCUACACCUACCCUUGCAAAGCAGCCUUUUUGUAGUAUUGCUUCAGUGUGUUUGUCAAUGUGUGACGGAGUGGGAGGGAGUGUGUCAUAGGUCAGAAUGAAAGGAGGAUCAUCGCUGUGAAUAUUACCUCAGUCCUUUCAGUCGGACAACCAUGUCAAAACCCUGGAGAGACCAACAUCACGUCAGUGAUCUGUAGUCUUUGUGUUUUAAUAACAUAACACUAGCUUUGCAUUGACAGCAGAAUGUGUAAAGAAAAAGGGUCCUAAAAAGAUCCUAGCUACCCACUGUGCUCACAAAUGGGAUGGUAAUAGAUGAACUAAUUUAUUUUCCAUCUCAGCCAGAUGAUUGAGUGUAUUUUCUGCUUGCAUUGGAUUUUUCUGCCAAAACUAAUAAUACUCAAAAACAAAAACAUUUUCUUAACACAAGGCUGCCUCUCUCACUGGCAUUUAUCUAUUUUAUUACCUUAAUAGAAAAAAUUACUUCACUUUUUAAACUGGACCUAUAUUUGUGUGUGCUUCUAAAAUGAUGGUGCAAAGCAUUUAGGCAUUCUUGCUGUGUGAAUGAAUGCUAGAAACAUACACACUAGGUCAGUGAUGUGUUGGAUCUAAAAAGGUCUCAUCAUGAAAUGCAAAAUUCCUCAGUGAAGUAGGGUAGACGUGUAACUGAGAAGACGUUACAGUGCUGAAAAUAAUGAUGAGCAACAAGGUGUGAGUUCUAAAUUGACAGUUUUGUCGUAAUAUUUUUUUGUAAUUAAAUUUGCGAAAAAUGUUUUUUAAUGAAAUAAAAUCUCAAGUGAAAGUUA
Micropterus salmoides (largemouth bass) is the source of this 2437-nucleotide messenger RNA. RefSeq names its product UDP-GlcNAc:betaGal beta-1,3-N-acetylglucosaminyltransferase 5b (gene b3gnt5b). The transcript is spliced from 2 exons. Lineage: Eukaryota; Metazoa; Chordata; Actinopteri; Centrarchiformes; Centrarchidae. Gene Ontology annotation, cellular component: membrane. Gene Ontology annotation, biological process: brain development. The record is from RefSeq and is a predicted model, not a curated record. The coding region runs from base 507 to 1670 and encodes 387 amino acids.